CUUGUCAGUGCUGACAGCUAUUCUCUAAGGGUUAUAUACAGGGUUAGGCAGCUCAAACACUGGAACCUUUUCUAUGUGGCUGUACUGUGUAGCCCGGGUGCCGGUGCAGUGUCUGAUGUGCUGAAGUGUCUGGUAGUUGCCAAAAUGACAUUUAAAAAUAGCCGAGUCUUUGAAAGAUAAACUUCCAGUCAUGUAUGUCUGAGCUCCUUUUCACACGCUGCUGUGGCUGUCUGAGUUUCUGGGAAGAAUGCGGUUUCUUUUCGCCUUCCACUUCACGUUUCUGUUUCUGUCACUAUCGUAUAGCGAAGCCUAUAGUCCGCGUGGGCAGUUGUGAAGAGCACCGUUCAUAGGGAGACAAACAUCUUUAGACAUCGACGGAAAACCAUAACCAACACUUUUAGCAGAGGAGCAGACGGGUUCCCGACUGUGUAAAGAGGUCAAAGGUGAAACCAUACAGUAACAAUGGGGCCCAACCAGGGAUUUGGAGGGACCCUGUGGAUGAUCUUUCUCUUUACCCUUUUUGCAUCAGGAUCAGGGGAAAACGACAGGAACUUCAAAAUGUGUGGAACCUGGCGCCAUGGCAAUGGGAAAUUAACUCUGGCUCACGAUUUUAAAAGGGGCUGUGGCCACAUCACCAUCUCAGCCAAUGAGAGCUCCCUGUCCAUUCAUGGUCAGAUAACGGCCCAAUGUCAGAACUCUUCUGUCAUCGAGCUGGGCCCGAGCCCAGAGGCAAGAGAGAGACCCUUCUGUAUGUACUGGGAGCCACUUCUGGACCACCUCUGGGUAGAGGUGAAUGGAAAGAACCACACUCUGUGCUGGUCGUCUGGUCUACAGGGGAACUGCUGCACUGACCUGUCCCAAGGCAAAAAAUACGGGAUUUCGAUGUACGGGAUACUCAACGCGACACAACAGGAUGAUAUCAUAAGUUACAAAAUACACCCAGCCUAUGGGUUUUUUGGCGGAAUGAUCAACUGCAAAAACGAGUUUUGUGAAGAGGCGAGUAAGGGAUCCGGUGAUAAAGUGAACAUGAUAGAGGAGACAGUGAUGAGGUCCAAGGUGCUGGGGAACGUGGUGCUGCCCUGUGCCAUGAGCACUGUGGUGGAGAUGAAGGAAGGCUUUCAGGGCUACAACAUCACUCUGCCUGCGCCUCGAGGAGUUCCUCCUCAAAUGAUUCCAUCAGUUCACCUGCCUUCUUGUCUGAAACCUCCAGAAAAGAAAAAGGUCAAGGUUGUCUGCACCUACUUCAAAAACAGUACCUUUUUCCAGUGGCGUUCUAAGGCAAACCACAAUGGCGUCAGGAUUCUAGAAGAUGUGGUGGGAAUCACCGUGGAGAACGAGAUCAUCACCAACCUUACAGAGCCAAUCAGGAUUGGUUUCCAUCAUUCUGUCAUACCAACAAGUCACUCAAGAAAAUGUGUUUCUUGGGACACAAAGAAAGAUCCAGCAGAGGUCACAUGGAAAAAGGAAGGUUGUGAGACCAUACAGAAAGGUGCAGAGGACACAGAAUGCCACUGUAAUCAUCUCACAUACUUUGCCAUCCUAGUGCAAUUGGAACCACGACCAGUGCGCCAUCUGAAGGCUCUAACGGUCAUUACAUCAAUGGGCUGUGCCGCUUCUACGUUGAGCUGUGUUGUCAUCAUGAUCUUCCUUAACAAACAGAGGAGAAGGAUGAACCCAUCCACUGCGGUCCAUCGAGGUCUGGCCAUAGCACUGUUCCUUCUUAGCUUCCUCUUCUUCCUGACAGGGAUUGUGGCCAACGUGGGAGGGAACAAGGCAUGCUGUGUUUUUGGGGCGGCUCUCCACUAUGCUCUGCUCAGUUCCUUCUCCUGGAUGUCUAUUGAAGGGUUACACACCUUUUGGUUGGUCUAUGUAGUGUUCAGCCCCUCCCCCAGUCUUUACGUCUGGCACCUGGUUGGCUUUGGUGUCCCAGCUGUUCCGGUCAUUGUACUGCUUGCCAUUGGAAAAGUCUAUGGUGUGAUAGAGGUUGUGUCCAUUGAUGAUGUCGACAACUCCUACUUGAUGUGCUGGAUGGAUGUCUCUCCAGACUCUGUGGGCCUACUAGCCCAUUACUUCAUCAACCUGACCUUCCUGGCUGUAGUGGUCCUCUCUGGUCUGAUCAUGCUCUUCCUGGUCCAGAGAAAAAUCCAGAACCGAGACGAGUGGAGAAAGAACAAGGUGGCGUUCAUCAGUAUCUGGGGUCUCAGCUGCCUUUUUGGGACCUCAUGGGGCCUGGAAUUCCUGGACUUUGGACAGCUCUCUGAGUUCAUCCUCUUCCUUUUCUGCAUCCUCAACUCCCUACAGGGUUUCUUCCUGAUGCUUCGAUUCUACAUUCUUGAUCGGAUGCAGAAACAAUCGGGGUCUAGUUUGGAUGGUAGCAGUAGCACAGCAUCUUCCACCAGGCAACACAUGCUACAGGAGUAGAGCUGAGCUGGGGUACAUGGGAUACCAAAUUUUUGUAGGGUAAAAGGAGGAGCAAUGUACCAAACACUGUCACUCAGAACAUUCCAACUCUGGGGUUGAGAUUCAGAAUAUUGUACUGCACAAGCCAUUUCCAUACACAUAUCUGAGUGACUGUAAAAAAACUACUGUCAAAAUGAAAGCUUAAAGCUAAAAUCUGCAUAAGGUGAAACAGCGCCACUGGUCGCCCCAGGCGCAUUUGUUAUUUUUUUUAUUUUUUUUAACAGGGCAGAGAUGCAUCCUGCAUCGUGGUAAAAUAAUAUAGUACUCUGCUGAUCUAUCGCAUGUGCGAUGAUGUCAGAGGCAAAAAAAAACAAAACGGGUGUUCGUUGUUUGAAGUAACGUCCUUGUUGUUGUAAUAUUGCAAACGGACGUUGCAGUUUCAUCGCUAUGGAGUCCAGCUUUAAGCCCCAGGGCGACCCUUAAAAUGGUUGUUUUAUUCUGUGUACGUUUAUUAUCUCAUAGAUAUCAGUCAUUCCAAACUUGAGCCUCAUCGUUUUUGUUUACCCAUUACCCAUCAUGUUGUCAAAUCCCACAUGUAACAAACUUUCAUACAUAGUUUUAAAGAGAAUGGCAGCCCAUACAUCAGUCAUACAGAUGUUAGAAGAAGUUAGAUGAAACUGAAAUGUGCUGUAUGGGAGACAUUCCAAUUCAGAUGGUGGAUAAAUCGGUAGGUGAUUUGUAAUUUACAACGUCUCUAAAACUAUGUACUGUUUCAGUGAUUUUUUUCCCCAUCUACUUUACCUAGAAAGGGACUCAUAGAAGUGGCGCUCUGUAGAAUGUCUGCUGAGUGUCUUUCAGAUGAUGGCCUAUGACAUUUGGUUGAAGUUGGCAACUUGCUCUAUUCUGUGACCGACACACUGUACAUUCAGAUCAUAGUUACUGGACUGUUUUUUUGCACUUUAUUUUUUCACUCGUACAGAUAUUUAUUUUUUUGAAAACAUGACUGGUUGUGUCGCUCACAUCAUUGUGUGUAUAUAUUUUGCAACUUUUGAAAACGUAUUGUAGUAUUGUAUUUGUAUAUUAGUAUGAAUGUAAAUGUGUAUUGCUUCAAUUAAAGUUUACUGUACAAGAAAAGAA
Messenger RNA from Oncorhynchus mykiss (rainbow trout), 3537 nucleotides. RefSeq names its product adhesion G protein-coupled receptor G1. The record is from RefSeq and is a predicted model, not a curated record. NCBI's taxonomy places the organism in Eukaryota, Metazoa, Chordata, Actinopteri, Salmoniformes, Salmonidae. Gene Ontology annotation, molecular function: G protein-coupled receptor activity. Gene Ontology annotation, cellular component: plasma membrane. Gene Ontology annotation, biological process: adenylate cyclase-activating G protein-coupled receptor signaling pathway; cell surface receptor signaling pathway.